AUGGCGGCCACGGUCGCAAACUCCUCACAGGCGCAGCUCGGCCUCCAUGGCCGCGACGAUGGCGGCAGCAGCAAUGCGCCGGGGCAGUCCUCGUCGCCGUCGGCCGUUGAGCCGCUGCCGCCCGCGCCAAGGUUCAAGCCCAGCGACUUCACCCUCGUGCGGACACUGGGGACCGGCACAUUUGCCCGCGUAUGCCUCGUCCGGCCCGCGACGUCGGCAGACCACGAGCAGCAACAACAGCAGCAGCAGCAAGACGCAGAUGCGCAGCACCAGCAACAGCACCAACAACAACACCAACCAGACGAAGUGUACGCCCUCAAGAUCCUGCGCAAGACCGACGUCAUCAAGCUCAAGCAGGUGGACCACGUGCGGCACGAGCGCGCCAUCCUCGCCGACGUGGCCGGCCACCCCUUCAUCACCAACCUGCUCGCCUCCUUCGCCGACGCCGACUCGCUCUACAUGCUGCUCGACUACGUCCCCGGCGGCGAGCUCUUCAGCUACCUGCGCCGCCUGCGCCGCUUCGACGAGCCCGUCGCCCGCUUCUACGCCGCCGAGAUCGUCCUCGUCCUCGAGUACCUGCACGAGCGCCAGGGUGGCGUCGCCUACCGCGACCUCAAGCCCGAGAACCUGCUGCUCGACCGCGACGGCCACAUCAAGCUCGUCGACUUUGGCUUCGCCAAGCGCCUCGGCUACAAGGACGACCGCCCCGUCGAGACGUACACCCUCUGCGGCACCCCCGAGUACCUCGCCCCCGAGGUCAUCCACAACAAGGGCCACACCACGGCCGUCGACUGGUGGGCCCUCGGCAUCCUGAUAUACGAGUUCCUGACGGGCUAUCCGCCCUUUUGGCACCAGAACCCCAUUGAGAUUUACAAGCAAAUCGUCGAAAAGCCCGUCAUCUUCCCGCAGGACCCCCCCAUCUCCCCCGACGCCAAGGACCUCAUCCGCUCCUUCUGCACGACGGACCGCUCCCGGCGCCUCGGCAACAUCUCCGGCGGCGCCGCCCGCGUGAAAGCCCACCCGUGGUUCGCCGACGUCGACUGGGACGCCGUCAUCGCCCGCCGCGGCCAGGGCCCCAUCGUGCCCCCCGUGCGCUACCCCGGCGACGCGCAGUGCUUCGACACGUACCCCGAGGACGACGGCCGCCGCGCCCAGUACACGGACGACAUGGCGCGCAAGUACGACCACUACUUUGAGGACUUUUGA
Purpureocillium lilacinum is the source of this 1206-nucleotide messenger RNA. Its product is annotated as serine/threonine protein kinase, AGC. Gene Ontology annotation, molecular function: cAMP-dependent protein kinase activity; ATP binding. Gene Ontology annotation, cellular component: cAMP-dependent protein kinase complex; cytosol. Gene Ontology annotation, biological process: peptidyl-serine phosphorylation; signal transduction. Lineage: Eukaryota; Fungi; Ascomycota; Sordariomycetes; Hypocreales; Ophiocordycipitaceae. The record is from RefSeq and is a predicted model, not a curated record.